Molecule: messenger RNA, 2526 nt
Organism: Rhizoctonia solani
Lineage: Eukaryota; Fungi; Basidiomycota; Agaricomycetes; Cantharellales; Ceratobasidiaceae
Product: phosphatidylinositide phosphatase SAC2
Exons: 16
Coding region: 1-2526 (841 amino acids)
Biological process (GO): phosphatidylinositol dephosphorylation
Cellular component (GO): endoplasmic reticulum
Molecular function (GO): phosphatidylinositol-4-phosphate phosphatase activity
Source: RefSeq, a predicted model, not a curated record
AUGUUCGCGCAGCUGUUUAAUAAACGGUUCUCUCGUCAACAGCAGCCUCCACCUCCACCUCCGCCUCCCAUCAGCCCCCAGCUGAUCCGCACCCGAGAGCGUUCAAUGCAUCGUAUUCUCUCCCUCCCGCCGGUAUACACAAUUAAAUCGAUUGCAGCCAUCCCACUACAAGAAGACCAAGCCCGAACGGCUCUUAACGGGCUGCUCGCACGAAAGACCCCGCUCACACCUCGACCACUCGACACGCAGCCGAGGACGUUCCAGACUUACAACCUUUCCUCAAACACCCGUUCCCUCGCGCAGCAACACGUCCUCGGAGCCCGUACCCAGGGUCACAUUCGCUUCAGAGCCGAUCCCGAUCCCGAAUAUUGCCAAACGCUCUUGAACAAACUUUCGUUUUGGAGUACACCGGCGAGAGCGACGCUCGAUACGACUCCUGCACUCGAUACGACGCCCCAAGAAGGCGAAACUGAGCCUGAACAAGUCUUGCAGAAGAUCUUGGCGUCUGAAAGUACUCAGGCACCUGGAUCGACUGAAGAGCGAAACAAGGAGUUGACCAAAAAGGUCGUGAGGAAGUUCCUUGAUUAUGCUUGUACCAAGGCGAGCUUUCUGACAACAGGUUACAUGAAAGAUCUUGCUACAUCACUUCAGGAUAAACAUGAACAGGCCACCAAAGCACAAAAGGAAGCCAUGAUUCUAAACGACAUAACCGAACGACCCAAGUUCCGACGCAACUCGGGCUCGAGCAAUUCGAGCGCAAGUCGUCGACGACCUUCAUUAUCAGUCCAUACGGACUCGGGCGGUGCCCCCAUUCGCGCAGACGCAUUCACUGAAAACCAUGGAUUGCUCCCGCUCUGGCUCCGGGUUCCCCAAAAAUCCAGGCGUUUUUGGUGGAACGAGGUUUUGGCUGCUCCAUUUGUCGAAGCUGGGGCCCAUUCGUAUGUCGUCCCCAUUCUACAAGGCCACUUUCAGUCCGCCACUUUUGACCUGGGGAAUGAUACCGAGAAUGGAGACCCCCAAGUAAUCGAAUACGCAGUUAUAUCAAGGCGUUCCAGAGAUCGUGCUGGGUUGAGGUAUCAGCGACGCGGUAUCGACGAUGACGCGCAUGUAGCCAACUUUGUAGAGACUGAAGGGCUGGUUCGUGCUGCGCGAAUGGGUUCGGAUAAUGUGUUCAGCUACCUACAAAUUAGAGGAUCUAAAGAUGCUCUCGCUCCAGCGCGCCAACACUUCCAAUCGUGUUCCCGCACUUGCACCUCGGAUGGUCAACCUAGCCCAGUGAUGUGCGUAAACCUGGUCGAGAAGGGCGGAAGGGAAGGUGUAGUGGGCUCUGGGUUUGACGAACUAGUCGAAAUGGUAGGAGAGGAAGAUAUCAAGAUUGUGCAUUUUGAUUUCCAUGCCGAGACCAAGGGGAUGAAAUACGAGAACAUAUCCAAGCUCGUUGAUCAACUAGAACGUACAUUUGAAGCACAGGGGUUCUUUUGGGCAAGCACCUUGUUCUUCGUUACCCAUGAACGCACCCUAACCUCGAAGUACAAAGAUCGAACAAAUGUCGUUCAAAGUGCGUUUGCUCGAUGCGUCAUGAAUCGCCAACUUCAAGCUAUAGCGCUCGUCAAGCCCACGGAUAUCGAGGCUGAUAUGGUAUUCAACGAUGUCUGGGCGAAUAAUGGCGAUGCAGUUUCGAGGGCUUAUGCUGGAACCUCCGCAUUGAAGGGUGAUUAUACAAGUGUCCAAGAUCAGAGCGAGUGCGCGAUUGAGACGACCGUUUCUCGUGUUCUGCUCGAGAACGAGCAUUGUGUGAAUGCAUGGACAUUGUUGAGCCCUGUAGAAGUCGGCGUAGCGGUUUCAGACAAGUUUGUAGAGAAGAUUCUAGUCUUGAGUAGUAGUGCGAUUUAUAUUGUUGUAUCGAGUCGUCGUAUACCACUUGGAGAUGUUGUUAAUAUCAAACAAGGCGCAUAUAUCCUGUCUACUCUACACGAAGCCAGCAAGGACCCAGCCGAGAAUUACGGGUUCUCAAUCACCUAUCGUAUAGCUCACCAAGACAUUCGCCUGACUACGUAUUCCAUGCGCAAUCGACCGACCCUUCCUCCCCCAUCUAUCGAUGCGAUACUGGGUGAAGAACCGGGCAAGACCCAAACGCCCGCUCAACAAGCUCAGGUUGCAGUGAUGCCGCUCCUCAGGCGGGCCUCGUCCGUCCGACGCGGUGCUGGGAUGCUCUCUCAGCUCCUCUCAGCAUCUGCGCCCCCUCCAUCUUCCAUAGGUGCACCAAGCGACCUGGAAACGAUUUCUUUCAAGGCUCUUCCAGUCUUGGACGUGCAUCCAGACCAGAUUGGGGUUGCCCCUCUAACGAGUCGAGAUGCUGCACGGAGGGCUGUGAGAGAGGUUGCAGGGGCGUGCAGGAAUGCUGGUGCGGGGCAAGAAGCAGGGUUUUUGUUGAAGAAGAUAUUUCUUGAACAGGCUCAGAGGAUCACACCAGUAUGGGCCCAACUUGAAUACAGCUUCAAGAGAUUCCUAUGGCUCGGUAGCUAG